AGAGGCACUGCCUGCGGCAGAGACGAAAGUCAGUGAGUGGGCUGGCUAAUAAAACUUGCACUGGAACAUCCAAAAGAUAUCAGCUCUGCAAAGUACAAGUAAGGAUAUCCUUUUUUCUUGCUAGUGACAUUUGGUGGAAAAAUUGGGAAGUCACGCUUGCUUCACGUGAUGGCAUUCCUGAGUCCCUUGGAGUGGAGGUGUUGCUCAUCCUGUAGCAGUCCCCACAUUGCCCCUCUAGCAGCUGGAGUUCACUUUUCUGGCUGCUAUCCCUGCUGUUGGGGGCCAUAAAACCCAGUGGCGUCCUUGUGCCAUCUGCCUUGUGGUUUCCCUCGCUGUCCCCACAGUGGGAGGAGGAGGAUGUGGCUCUGGAUGGGGCUGGUGAUGGAAGAAGUGCUCCUUGCAGGGGGUGCUGUGUGCCAGGAGCCUCUCCCACAUUUGAUUUUCAUCAGGAUGUUAAUGCAUCCCAUUCUAGGAGUGCCCUGCAAACGGAAGGAGCUUUCGAGAGGAGCAGUGUUCAUCCUUUAACUCCCAUGUGUAUAAUGGAAGAACGUAUCAAUGGAAACCUUUAUACCCUGGUAACAAGACAUUCUUUGUGUGUUUCAUAAUGCUUAGCCAAAAUAUUUUGAUAGUUAUGAUGCUAUGGAGUGCAGGAAGGCCCCUCCUCUGCUGUUUUAAAGUGAUUUUUUUCAGGGACACAAUCGGCUGCCUCCCAGGUUCAAAGGAGGGUUUUCCAGCUGCAGGGUUACCUAAAAAAUAAAAUAGCAAAACAUAUUUGUGGCAGUAUCCUCCAGCUUGUUUUGGUCACAGCUCCCAAGGAAGGCAGGCUGGAGGAUGAGGACAUGGGGUGAUGCUCUGUGCUGGCAGGGAGCAUCCACCUCGUUCAGCAUGUGGUGAGCUGGGGCUGCUGCUGGCUGCAGUGCAUUCCUGUGACAUUUGCUCACUCCCACACAAUGUGUGGGCUCUGCCAAAUGUCACUGAGAUGGAAUCAGUUCGGUCAUGUAGGGUGAGUGACACAGAACGGCAGGGAUAAUUGAGGAAUCAGGCUGGGAUAUAUAUGUACUGUAAGCGUAUUUUUAGGCACCUAACUCCCACUGAAACCAAGCUUUAAGAAAAUCCCAGCCAAUUCCAGAGGAUACUGGGAUUCCCCUUGGGAACUUAGGUGUCUGAAAAUAGAGGAUUUAGCAGAAUUUUCUUGCUUGGGUGUCUCCAGUUACCAACCAACAAUUAUGCUUCAUGGUGUUCCUUGUUGCCUCCUUCCGAGUGACACCAGCCCCUGCCUGCAUCCCCUUGGCAGGGCUGUGUGCUGGGACGUGGUUAGCUCUGCUCAGCCUUGUCACCUUGCCAUAGGAGGGGGACAAUUUCUGUGAACGUAUUCACCCUUCAAGAUGAUGAUUCACCAGAAUAGUGACAGUGAACUGUUUUGUUUUUUAGCAGGCGCUCACGUGUCUCCUGGGGGAUUGGCAGGAUAAUGUUUUGCCAUUGAUGCUGCCUUGGGCCAGUGGGUAUCUCAAUGCUCCCUCCUUGUGGAGUGCAACGCUUGGCACAGGGCUCUGCUGCAUGCGUGGAUUUGUCUCUUGCUUCCUGUGGGUAUUAUAAAGCAUCUGCAGAAAGCAAGGGGCAAACUGAGCCCAACUUGGGAGAAUGUCAGUGGGAGAGAUCUUGAGGUAUAACUGAUGUGGUUUUGAAUAGUCUUGUAUGUCAAUUUAUAACAACUAAUGUAUGUAUUAAAUAUUGAUAUAUGAAUGUGCAUAUGUGUAAUGUAUGUAUAAUGUGGCUGCAUGCCCUUGCACAGCACAGUGCCUGUGGUACCUUUGCCAGCAGCAGGUGCAUCUCUUUCCAGCACUGGAGCUGUGCAAAGGCUUGCAGCAGCAGGCUGCCAGGAGCACAAUCUCCUGUCCAACCUGCAGGCACAAGAGGUUGUGGCUCCUGCAGCGCUGGCUGCUGUGCAAUUUGUGUUGCUGUUGUUUAGCUUGGCAGAGAUUCAUUGACAUUGGUAGGAUGAAAGUUAUUGUGUUUCUGCUGUUUUGAAUGUGUCUCUAUAUCCUUUCCCCUUAGAUGACUAUGUUCACAUUUCUAGCAAGCCCUGUGACCUCCAUUGCACCACUGUGGAUGGUCAGAGACAAUUAAUGGUUCAGGCUCGGGAUGGAACAUCCUGCAAAUACACUGAUUUCCGAGGGGUUUGCGUGUCUGGAAAAUCCAAUUGGCUGCGAUGGCAUUCUCUUUUCCACCCACACCUUGGAUAAAUGUGGAGUUUGCCAAGGAGAUGGGAGCAGCUGCACUCAUGUGACGGGGAGUUACAGGAAAGGAAACGCUCAUCUGGGCUAUUCCCUGGUAACGCACAUUCCUGCUGGAGCAAGGGAUAUCCAGAUAGUGGAACGGAAAAAAUCUGCAGAUGUUCUGGCUGUGGCUGAUGAAGCUGGGUACUAUUUCUUCAACGGGAAUUACAAAGUUGACAGCCCAAAGAACUUCAACAUUGCAGGCACGGUGUUCAAGUACCGCCGGCCCAUGGAUGUCUAUGAGACUGGCAUAGAGUAUAUUGUUGCACAAGGACCAACAAACCAAGGAUUGAACAUCAUGGUCUGGAAUCAAAAUGGCAAAAAUCCAUCCAUCACGUUUGAAUACACUCUCUUGAGGAAACCACACUCAAAUCUCCAGCCCAUCUACUACACCUUUUCUGAGUCAGAUAGCGAAGAAAGCAGGGAGUUUGAUGGAGAUGUGCCAUUGGGUUUUAUCCAACACAACGCAACCUAUUUUGGGAAAAUCUCCAGGGAAAGGAUAGACUUGGAGAACCAGGUGUUUGGAAGACAGGACACGGAGGAAGAUUUAAACUUGAGCAAAGGUCAGGAAACCAAUGAGGUCUAUGAAAGAGCAGAAACAAUUGACUGUGAGCCAAAACUGAAGGGCAAACAACCCAAAGAUUCAAACGUAACCAGGUCUACUUACCAGACAGACCAUGACGACAGAGACUUUGACCCCAGGUUCACCUCCAGGGAAUUCCUUUCGGAGAAUGCCAUCACAGACAAACUGCUGGACAAGGCCUCUGACUCAAAGGAGUUGGUACUCAACAUGACCAUGAACAGCAUCUUUGCCCAGGGAGACCCAAUCAACUCUGUGGGGUCCCACAUUGACAGCCUCUACGUUGACUACGAGGACACUGAUGGCAUUGUGACCUAUACCAUCAAUGGCACGUACAUGGAGCUCAGCAAUGGCAAAGCCAUCAAUUCAUCUGCAGAGACACCGUUUUCAAAUGCCACUGUCACCAUGACCAGCUCUCAAGGGAACAGAACCCACAAAGCAAGAAACAGAUUGAAGUUGUUAAGAAAGGGCCAAGGUGUGAGUGCUGCUGACAUGUACAGGUGGAAGCUUUCCUCCCAUGAACCCUGCAGCUCUACAUGCACCACAGGAGUGAUGUCCACGUAUGCUAUGUGCGUUCGCUAUGAUGGGAUCGAAGUAGACGAUACGUACUGUGAUGCCAUGACCCGCCCUGAGCCUGUCCAUGAGUUCUGUGCUGGGAGAGAGUGCCAGCCAAGGUGGGAGACAAGCAGCUGGAGUGAGUGCUCCCGUACCUGCGGUGAGGGCUACCAGUUCCGCAUCGUGCGCUGCUGGAAGAUGAUCUCUCCAGGCUUUGACAGCUCUGUCUACAGCGACCUCUGUGAGUCAGCUGACAUCACCCGGCCCGACGAGCGCAAAGUCUGCAAGAACCCGGCCUGUGGGCCACAAUGGGAGAUGUCUGAGUGGUCAGAGUGCUCUGCGCGGUGCGGUGAGCGCAGCGUGGUGACGCGGGACAUCCGCUGCUCGGAGGAGGAGAAGCUGUGUGACGCCAGCGCCCGACCCCUGGCUGAGAAGAACUGCACAGGGCCACCCUGCGACCGCCAGUGGACCGUGUCUGAUUGGGGACCGUGCAGUGGUGGCUGCGGACAGGGCAGGAUGAUCCGACACGUGUACUGCAAAACCAGCGAUGGGCGCGUGGUGCCAGAGUCGCAGUGCAACCUGGAGACAAAACCUCUGGCCAUCCACCCCUGCGGGGACAAGAACUGCCCGUCACACUGGUUGGCACAGGACUGGGAGCGGUGCAACACCACGUGCGGCCGGGGUGUGAAGAAGAGGAUUGUGCUCUGCCUGGAGAUUGUCAAUGGCAAGAUCAAGACUCACAACCCCACUGACUGCGACGUGGCCAAGAAGCCUGUGGAGGAGACGACGUGCUUCGAGCGGCCCUGCUUCAAGUGGUACACCACCCCGUGGUCAGAGUGCACUAAAACCUGUGGCAUCGGUGUGAGGAUGCGGGAUGUCAAGUGCUACCAGGGGAAGGACAUCGUCCGUGGCUGCGACCCCCUGGUGAAGCCAGUGGGCAAGCAGACCUGUGACCUGCAGCCCUGCCCCACCGAACCCCCAGACGACAGCUGCCAGGACCAGGCAGGAACCAACUGCGCUUUGGCCAUCAAAGUGAACCUGUGCAGCCACUGGUACUACAGCAAAGCCUGCUGCCGCUCCUGCCGCACCCCCCACUCGUAGUGCAGGGCUGGGGCCGCAGCCCUGCUGGUGAGCAUUGGGGAUGGAUGUUCCUUUCCUCGCUCCGCUGGCACGGCUUGCUUUCAGAGCUGCUGUACAUUGGUUAUCAGAGCUGUACAUACGAUCGUGUAUAUUUGAUUUCCCCCAACAGCAGACAUUCACGUGGUUUCACAAGGUCUCGUCCUUUGGUUUCUUUUUGCCUAUGCAAGUAGGGGGUGGGCACGGACCCAUGGGAGUGAAAGUACCGGUGUGUUCCCUAGCAGAGGGGGUGAGUGCCUCCUCCCUGCUUUCUCCUCAAUGCUUUCUUACAUUUAACACAGUGGGAAGCAGAUUUUCAUUUGCUAAAUGAACUCAAGCCCAAGCCCUCUUCUGUAAUAUGGAGGUGUAUACUUUUUCAGAGGAUUUUAUCUUGUAACCAAAUGUUAGUGCCAUAGUCCUUACAACCUCCCCCCCCCCAAAUGCUGACAUAUUGUAUAUAAUAUGGAAACAUUACUGCACUUUAUAUCACAAAAAAAGACGUGCUCUUUUUUAAUAUAUUUGUUUACAGACAGUGAACUUUAUCCACGUAAUCAUUAAUUUGUACCCAUGUAUAUUUUAAUAAAGUUGUCA
Centrocercus urophasianus (Greater sage-grouse) is the source of this 5118-nucleotide messenger RNA. It is a transcript of the gene ADAMTSL2, whose product is annotated as ADAMTS like 2. Gene Ontology annotation, cellular component: extracellular matrix. The coding region runs from base 2143 to 4512 and encodes 789 amino acids. Gene Ontology annotation, biological process: extracellular matrix organization. Lineage: Eukaryota; Metazoa; Chordata; Aves; Galliformes; Phasianidae. The transcript is spliced from 15 exons. The record is from RefSeq and is a predicted model, not a curated record.